AUGGGAAAUUGUGUUUUUAAGUUCUAAGUAGAUAAUUAAGGUAAAGCAAUCAAAUAAUUUUAGCUUAGAAUAUUAUUUAAUAAGAGAAUCAAAUUAUUGAUUAAGCAAUUUCAGAACCUAAUGGGUCUCAAAAAACUCCUAUUUAACAAAAAAUAAUUUACAAAUCAACUAGUGGUCUCAUUCAAGAAAGCUCUGAAAGUUAAACUCCAAUUGUUUUUAAUUCUUAAAGUUCUAAUCGUUUAAUAAAAUAUUAAAAAGACUUAUAAGUCUCUCCAGAUUUAUUUGUUAGAAAGUAGAAAGAAGGUGAGAAAUUUUUAUUUCACUAUGAAAUAUUAAAGAAACUAGGUUAAGGAGGAUUUGGCUAGGUUUAUUAAGUUCGACAUCUUAAAACAAAUUUAAUAAGAGCAGUAAAGAUUAUUAGUAGAUCCUCAGUUGAGAGUGAAACACUAUUAUUAUAAGAAACUGAAAUACUAAAAAACUUAGAUCAUCCAAAUAUAGUGAAAAUUCUAGAAAUUUUCAAAGAUAACCAACAUUUAUAUUUAAUAACAGAAUGCUUAGAUGGUGGAGAAUUAAUAGAUAGAGUUAAGAAAAUUACAAAUUAUUCUGAAGAAAUAGCUAAAAUUUAUAUGAAACAAAUUUUGUCUGCUAUGAUAUAUUGCCAUGAGAGAAAAAUAGUACAUAGAGAUCUUAAAGUAUUUAAAUUUUGAUAUUUUGCAAGCCUGAAAAUAUUUUAUUUGAUACCUUAGAUAUUAACUCAAAUUUAAGAGUUAUUGACUUUGGAGCAAGCGAAAAAAUGAUGUCGAAAAAACUUACUACUAAAAUUGGCACUCCUUAUUUCUUAGCUCCUGAGAUUCUAAAAUCUAAUGGUUAUGAUGAAAAAGUUGAUGUGUGGUCAUGUGGUGUGAUACUAUAUAUUUUAUUAAUUGGAAAAGCUCCUUUUAGAGGCAAAAAUUAAUUUGAGACUUUGCAGCUAGUCCAAUAAGCUAAAAUUGAUUUUAAUGGUACUAUAUGAAUAAACCACUAAAAGCGUAAAUUUGGAAGAAUAUAAGUCCAGAUGCUGUAGAAUUAAUUAAGCUUAUGAUUGAAAAAGAUCCUAAGAAAAGAAUAUCUAUGAAGGAUGCAAUUAAUCAUGAAUGGAUAUAAAAUUAAUCAGUAAUAACUAUAACUUUUGAUGAAGAAUUUUUUAGAAAUAUCACUUAAUUUAAAGGGUAUAAUAAUUUAAGAGUUGCUAUAUAUUAAUUCAUUACAGUUUAAACUGUUUAAAAAGAAGUAUAUUAAAAAUGUAUAGAGACUUUUAAAAGUCUAGAUAAAAAUGGAGAUGGUGUAUUAUGUGAAGAAGAGAUACUUUAAGGAAUGGCUAUGGUUAAUAUUAGUUUAAUAUAAUCUUAAUCUAUGAUAAAAGAAAUUAUGAGCUAAAUGGACACUAAUGCAUCUGGUAAAAUUGAUUUUACUGAAUUUAUUACUGCAUCUGUAUUAUAAGAGAAACGAUUAUUGAAAGAUCAUUUACGAGCAGCCUUUUAGCUUUUCGAUAUCGAUGGAAAUGGUACCAUUUCUAGAUCAGAAAUACAGGAAAUAUUCGGAGGAAUUCAAAUUGAUAAUAAUGCUUGGUAAGAAAUAUUAAUAUCCUGUGAUGACAAUAAGGAUGGAUUAAUUGAAGAGAACGAAUUUAUUGCAUUAUUAGAAAAUUUAUAAUGA
This is a messenger RNA of Paramecium sonneborni, 1695 nucleotides long. Lineage: Eukaryota; Ciliophora; Oligohymenophorea; Peniculida; Parameciidae. The record is from the annotation of a GenBank genome assembly.